AUGCGACGACAUUAUCAUAACGUACCAGGGCUGCUGCCAAUACUAUCUCAUAGAACGACGCGAAUAGCUUGUUCUACCUUGAAAUAUGUGGCUUUGGGCGAGGAACGUCAGCAAGAAUUGACGGAAAUGGUGGCACGAGGAUUGGUCCCAGUAUUUUUCGGUGGAGAUGAUGGUAGGAUGGAUGGCACUGACAAUUUGCGCAACAUGUCUCUUUCCAAGAAUAAGACUAUUACAGCAGAAAAGGCCUUGAGGAGGGUGCUACGAGAAUACCAGAAAGAAGUCACACAGUGGAUGGAUAGCGGUAGUCCCAAUGCCGCUGAGGAAAGGCGUCAAACCCGAAAGUUUCUGUCUGAUCUUCUGCUCGGAACAUCCAUCAUGAGAAUACGGCAUUAUCAUACCCUGAUUGCAGUUCUUGACAAGCAAGAGAAUCUACGACAAGAUGACGAAGCUUCCAUAGUUCCUACCUAUGGACUCUCCCUUCGAGAUUUAGGUUCCAUCAAUGGGGUCGACAUCAGUACCUACAAGUACUCUCUGGUCAGAACUUCAAAAACACAUCCAAUAUCUUUGGUCGACGACGACGCCAAGAAGUUGGAUUUGUCACGAGUCAUGGCUCAUAUCCACCUACAAUACUUGCAAGAGCAAGGACAAGAUUCGUCUACGAUGGAAUUGAUCUUGUCAGACUUUUUGACUGUGGUGAAGGAUCCUGCACUUGGGAUCUCUGUGCGCUACAGUCUUCCUCUCUUCUUUGUAAAAUUAUUGAUUGAUCAAUAUGGACUGGAUCUGACAGAACAAAUGGCAAAAACGUUCAAUGCACCUGGGCCUAUUACGAUUCGUCGCAAUGCCAUUCGUUGUAGAUCUAACUCGGAACUACAAUCCCUCUUGUCCAAUCGCCACGGGAUUCGCAGCGCUCCCAUUGUGCCUGCUCAAUGGAAUUACCACCGCAACGGUACCGAUCCAACCGGAAAGACUUUCGACACUGCUCUAAUCUACUACCUAUCCGUAUCGACAGCUCUGAUGGAUUCUUUGUGGCACGAUGGACGAGAGUUGAAUGACCAAAAGUCCAAAUGGUUUCUGAUGACUUCAAACGCAAACUGGAUUGGACCACAGAUAGGAGUCGUCCACAAUAUCACUGAAACACUAGUCUUCGAACAGCACGAGCUUUCGUUAGUAUUUGGCUACUAG
This is a messenger RNA of Cylindrotheca closterium, 1182 nucleotides long. The record is from the annotation of a GenBank genome assembly. NCBI's taxonomy places the organism in Eukaryota, Bacillariophyta, Bacillariophyceae, Bacillariales, Bacillariaceae.